GCUGUAAGCCACAACUGCUGCUAUAGUGUUUGAAUAACUAUUCAAACACUAAGUGAAGACAACAAAUGUUAUGUAAAAGUAUGAAUUAUCAUCAGUAUGCAGCUAUUUUAUUCAUUAAUAGUUAUCUUUAAUGUUGUGUAAUGUCCAGAAAACAAGGUAGUUCCAGUUAUCAUUUACAUUAUAGCAGCUAUAAACAUUAAUUCCUUCACCAGCCCAUAAUUUUUGAAUGCCUCUUAAAAUUAACAAGACAAAAAUGUAAUUUAUUGUGUUACUGAGAAACUUUACGGCCCUCUGUUCUGAAGACGUUCUUGUGUAAGAAAUUUUAAAGGAACAAUUUUACCUCUGACUGUUACAAAACACUGGCACUAGAGACUCUUUCCAAAAAAUAUUAAAUAAACCUCUCCUCACACAAACGUCACCAUAUCAACAAUUUUUUUUUUUUUUUUUUUUAACAAAUCCAUUUGUGUCCACCAUACAAGUCUCUUUGUAAGCUCUUACUAUUGAAAUGAUAACAUAUUGGAAAGAGCACACUAAUAGUAACUUGUGACAUGUUUUGCAGCUAGCACUGUAGUCAAAGCUGCUGUUAUAGGAAACUAAUCAUUCUGACAGAUCAAAAUCGAGCAUUCAACAGUGCUGUGGUAUAAACACAAUUAUGAGACAGACUUUCCACCGUCCUUAAAGAGAUCCAUUACCCAAAUGCCUUGAUGCAAGUGGUCUCAACCCCAGUCUUAGAACAUCCUAAUGGCAGCCCACCUGUGUAGAAGUCCUCAUCCGGGAGGACUCGUGUUUCACAUCGACUACUCAGGCAUCCUCAGUAAAAGCCCAAACUGCAUUCUGGGUAGUCUCCUGAGUCUUUUAGCCCUUGGUUCACUAUACAAGGCCUGGACUGCUAAUCUGGAACACUUGGUGAACAUCUUUUAUGGACCUCAGGACGUCAGCAGGACUCCAGGCAAAGAUCCAAAGAAGGACAAAUGUUGGGGUGGCAUCUGUAGGCCUCUUACAAUUAAGGCUUCAUUAGAUCAGACUUGUCCCAUUGGAGGUGUAUAUAUAAAGCCAGGGUGAGGGCAAUAGUCUGCAUGUAUCGUGAGUGGAGAUAUUCAACAGUCUGGGAUGUCCAAAGUCAAGGCUGCACCCCCACCGGGGUGCACAAUCAACAUCAACGACCCUCAGGUACAAGAGGCAGCUAUCCGCAUCCAGGCUUCAUAUCGGGGCCAUCGGUCGAGGAAAGAGCUACGUGAGAAAGGGCCGCCAAAGUUUCUGCAGGAGCUAAAAGAUGUGCUCUUGUUGGAAGGAAGUGCGGCAAAGUUGGAGUGCCAAGUCAGCGCUUUCCCUGACCCCUUUAUCAUCUGGUCAAAAGAUGGAAAAGAGCUUAAAGAUGGACCCAAGUAUCGCUAUGUGUUUGAGGACCCUGAUGUUGUGGCACUAGUGGUGCGUGAUGGAGAGUUAGCAGAUCUGGGAAGAUACACUGUUACUAUUAAAAACCCCUUUGGUCAGACAUCUGGCUCUGCCUGUAUCAUAGUGGAGGUCCCAGCUAAGGUGACCAAGGGACCAGACAGUGUGAAAGGCAGGAGAGGGACCACAGUGGUGCUGAAGGCAGAGAUCAGUGGGGAACCACCCCCUGAUGUUGGCUGGCUCAAGGAUGGAGAUGACAUAGAGGAAGAUGACAGAGUAUUUUUCGAUGUAGGUGACACCAACACCAUUCUCACUAUCAAAAGUGUACGGCCAUCGGAUUCUGGAAAGUAUGAGGUGUUUGUGGAGAACAACUUGGGAACGGAUCAGUCCUUUGCUCGAGUCGACAUCCUGUGAGGACCUCACACUCUUACCUUCUUACCUUCCAAACUGGAAGGUUAUUCGGUGUGUGUAUAAUAUAUUCUGAUGUUUCUAGACAGUUUAUGAUCGCCUGUAUUAUUAAAGAGAAUUACAUUAUGGCAUUACAUAUAUACUGAACAAUCCAUUAUUAUUAUUUUUUUUUUUUACCAAAUAACCUGAGAACACUAUUUAUGUGUUACAUUUGGGGGUUUUAGUAGCACUGACGAAUGUCACAUGUCAAAAUAGCAAGAUAUGCAAAAAUCUACUUACCCUUUCAAACAUGCAAUAAUAAAUAAAUUUAAAAAACAACAGAUUUUCACAAUUAUUGUGUGCUUUCU
Ictalurus furcatus (blue catfish) is the source of this 2147-nucleotide messenger RNA. Its product is annotated as SPEG neighbor protein-like. Bases 1111 to 1806 code for a protein of 231 amino acids. The record is from RefSeq and is a predicted model, not a curated record. Lineage: Eukaryota; Metazoa; Chordata; Actinopteri; Siluriformes; Ictaluridae. Gene Ontology annotation, molecular function: protein binding. The transcript has 5 exons.